Molecule: messenger RNA, 1385 nt
Organism: Boeremia exigua
Lineage: Eukaryota; Fungi; Ascomycota; Dothideomycetes; Pleosporales; Didymellaceae
Exons: 1
Coding region: 272-1210 (312 amino acids)
Source: RefSeq, a predicted model, not a curated record
UACGAUUAAAAAUUGAUUGAUCUACAUUUGAAACUGGAGAAAAUGAGCUAGUAAGUGUGGGUCAGUCUGCACCUUGGACUACCCGCUGCACCCGGUCACUACGCCAGCCACAUUGGGACUGCUUGCAAAGCAUUGUGGAGACCUAAACUUGUUCGACAAUGUGCAAUUCCUAGGCAUAAAAUGACUAUGAAGGACAAACAGCAUCAAAAGGUCUAGUAUCUAUCGUCGCAGCGCUCGUCCCAGAAUUCCAACAAACAGCAGCUUUUUCAACAUGUCCCCUUCUUUUCUCAUCGUAGGCGGAACUGGCAACACUGGUCGCGGCGUGGUUGAGAUCUUAUCCAAGACCCUUCCAAACCAUCCGAAGUUUUCUGGAUACCGUCUCCUCCUUCAGACACGAUCAGCCAGCGGCUCUGCGGCUAAAGAGCUUGCCAAGCUACCUCAUGUCGAACUCGUCGAAGUGAACUGGCCUGAGAUCACCUCUGAAUGGCUGCGCGAACAAAAGGUUGCUAGAGUCUUUAUAGCUUCACACCUUCGGCCAAAUCAGUUUUCAGAAGAAUCCACGUUCCUCUUAGCAGCUCUCCACGCAGAAGUUGAGUACGUAGUGCGCAUCUCCACAACAACAACGAAUGUACGCCCAGAUUGCCCAGCAUACUAUCCACGCACGCACUGGGCGAUUGAGACGAUGCUUGAGCAACCGGCUUUCAGCAAGCUAAACUGGACAUCUCUGCAGCCGACUGGGUUCGCGCCAAUGAUAUUGUAUCCUGCUGCUGAAUUGAUUAAGAGGGUACGAGCUGGGGAGAAGCAAAAUACGCUUCGAAUUCUUUUCAACGAGGCACCCAGUGCCAUGAUUGACCCUUACGACAUCAGUCGCAUGGCAGCGGCGCUCUUGAUCCAAGAAGACAUCUCCAAACACAGCAAGGCCAAGUACACCCUCACCGGACCGGAGGACAUCAACGGCGAGGGGAUCGUGGCAAUGGUAGAAAAGUACAUUGGCACAAAGGUUGAAGAUGUUUCAUACAAAGAUGUGUCUGUGCUUGACGAGGUGUUUGCCGUGCCUGGAGAGUCCAAAAAUGUGCUUGGAUCGGCUAACUUGGGCCCCUUAACAACUUGGGAGGGACUGUUAUCAACAUCGACGAUAAGCAAGGAGGUAUUGGAGCUUGCGCCGCCAACGGUUACGCCUGCAGAUACCUUGAAGGCCUUGUUGCAAUGAUCCUAGAUUUCUCAUGUAGGCAAGUGGCACAGGUGGAAGGUAUCCGAACAAUAUUUGUAAGCCUAGGACCACAUCGCAUGACUGUCCUGCAGGCAUGACUGAUACGUCCAACUGCUUUCGAGCUCAGAUUACACACUUGUACAUACGCACAACAAUACACUUAUACAUGAGACUA